Molecule: messenger RNA, 948 nt
Organism: Achroia grisella
Lineage: Eukaryota; Metazoa; Arthropoda; Insecta; Lepidoptera; Pyralidae
Exons: 1
Coding region: 1-948 (315 amino acids)
Biological process (GO): DNA integration
Molecular function (GO): nucleic acid binding
Source: RefSeq, a predicted model, not a curated record
AUGGAACCUUUAAUGGGUAAUUUACCAGUUACCAGAGCAUCACAAUCAUACCCCUUUCAAGUUACUGGAACUGAUUUUGCUGGGCCUUUUUUGAUUGCAAGCAAAAAGGGUCGGGGUAGUAGAACCACAAAAUGCUACAUAUGCAUCUUUAUAUGCUUCUCUACUAAGGCUGUUCACUUGGAAACGGUUAGCGAUCUUAGUACUCCCGCCUUUAUUUCUUGCUUACGGAGAUUUAUCGCUAGAAGAGGUAAACCAGAUUCUAUUUGUUGCGACAACGGCAAAAAUUUUGUCGGGGCAAACAACGAGUUGGGCAGGGUAUUGCGCUCCAAUUUAAACAAUUUAAACGAUUUCGCGGCUAAUGAAGGCAUAAAGUUUAUAUUUACCCCGCCAUAUUCACCGACAUUUGCUGGCCUCUCUGAGGCUUGUGUAAAAAGUACCAAACAUCAUCUUAAACGUAUAGCCGGAAACACUAGCCUUACUUACGAGGAGAUGAGCACGCUUUUAGCUCAAAUCGAAGCGAUCCUUAACUCGCGUCCCCUAUCUCCUUUAUCAUCUGAUCCAUCCGAUUUAGCUCCACUAACCCCAGGGCAUUUCCUCAUUGGCCGGCCACUGACAUCGCUGCCUACGCCUGAAAAAACUGAUACAAAGAUACGCACGAGGUAUCAGUUGGUAGAGCAACUAAAAUCUCACUUCUGGGAUAGAUGGAGAAAAGAAUAUUUAACCGAAUUACAGCAGCGGACAAAAUGGCGGUCCAGCAAACCAAACCUACAUCAAGGCGAUCUGGUGGUUUUAAAAGACCUUAACCUACCACCACUGAGGUGGAAACUCGGUCGAGUCCAAACCCAUGCAACCCUGGAAAUGAUGGAGUUGUACGAGUUGUUGACGUUUUUACAAAUCGCGGCAUGGAACGGCGAGCAGUUAAUAAAGUUUGCCUUUUGCCCGUCGUGA